GCGGAGCGUCCGCUGAGUUCUGGCGGCGGAGGCAGAUCUGCCGGCAGGUACCGGUAGUGGUGGGUGUCCCGCUCCGCCAGCCCAGCUUCUGCAGGAUCCCCGGCUGGCCCGGGCCCAGGCACCGCACUCACGGCGGCUGCGCCGCAGCCGCGGAGCGAGCAGCAGCCCGCGUCCCCCGAGGUUGGCGUCAUGAGGAGCCUGCCGUUCUUCUGCCGCGGCCAGGUGGUGCAUGGCUUCGGCCGCGGCUCCAAGCAGCUGGGCAUCCCCACAGCCAAUUUUCCGGAACAAGUAGUAGACAGUCUUCCGGCUGAUAUAUCCACUGGCAUUUAUUAUGGUUGGGCCAGUGUCGGGAGUGGAGCCGUCCAUAAAAUGGUGGUGAGCAUAGGAUGGAACCCAUACUACAAGAAUGUGAAAAAGUCCAUGGAAACCCACAUCAUACACACCUUCAAAGAGGACUUCUAUGGCGAAAUUCUCAAUGUGGCCAUUGUUGGCUACCUCAGACCAGAAAAGAACUUUGAUUCUUUAGAGUCACUUAUUUCAGCAAUUCAAGGUGAUAUUGAAGAAGCAAAAAAACAACUGGAUUUACCAGAACAUUUGAAACUCAAAGAUGAUAAUUUCUUCCAAGUUUCUAAAAGCAAAGUUAUGAAUGGCCACUGAUGAAAAGUGCCUUAUCUAGCCCCUCGCUGUCGGGUCUCAUUGCUUGUGAUACAGUCUCACCUUGGUCAUAUUUUAAAUCGAGCCUUUCCCUGUAGCUGUCAAGUGGUCUUCAGCUAUGAACUCCAUCAUGUUUAUAGUACUAAAAGAUUCAUUCAGAAAUCAAGACUUUUUAAAUGUCAUAUAUUAUGCUAGUGUCAUGUAGUGGAAAUGAAGUCUGUAUGAGUGGGUGGAAAAGCAAGUCUCUGUGGGAAAUGAAGCCUGGUUCCAGUUCUCAUAACCAUGUGCGUGGGCGCUGCCAAGCAGGGGCUUUUCCCAGGAAAUGUGCCACACGGAGCUUACCCCGGGAGGAGAAUCUAUAGAGGGUAUUUUUGUUAUUUUGUGUAUUAAUAUAUUUUUGCAGAA
This is a messenger RNA of Arvicola amphibius (Eurasian water vole), 1059 nucleotides long. RefSeq names its product riboflavin kinase. NCBI's taxonomy places the organism in Eukaryota, Metazoa, Chordata, Mammalia, Rodentia, Cricetidae. Gene Ontology annotation, cellular component: mitochondrion. The transcript has a single exon. Gene Ontology annotation, molecular function: riboflavin kinase activity. The record is from RefSeq and is a predicted model, not a curated record. Gene Ontology annotation, biological process: FMN biosynthetic process; riboflavin biosynthetic process. The coding region runs from base 190 to 657 and encodes 155 amino acids.